CUGAUUUCCUGACUAGAUUGGUUUUACUAACGCAGCUCAUACUUUCCAAUAAUCAGCUCUCAGGGGAUCUUCCUCAGUUCAGCCAGCAUGUUUUGGUCACCGUAAGUGGAAAUCCAGAUCUAAAAAUGAAUGAGGCACGACCACCAAACACUUCCUCGGAAUCGGAGAAGAAGAAAGAAUCGGUAGCCGUUGCAAUCACUGUCGGAGUUGCCGCCUUCUUGUGGUUCUUCGUCCUCUCGUUCCUGUUUUUCCAUUUCCUCUUAAAGAAGAAAGCAGAGAAGAUCCAGAGAAGAAGACAUAUCAUAACCAUUUUUACGUUUUCUUUAGAGUUAGAAACAACUUCCAUGGCUGUAAAAUUUAGAUUAAGAAGCCGUUCACAAAAUAUAGAUCAAGAUAAUUGAUCUUCCGUAUGCUCAAAUAAUUAAAUACUUUUUCU
This is a messenger RNA of Rubroshorea leprosula, 436 nucleotides long. The record is from the annotation of a GenBank genome assembly. Lineage: Eukaryota; Viridiplantae; Streptophyta; Magnoliopsida; Malvales; Dipterocarpaceae.